AUGCUAGUUCUCACGGGAGUCGGUCCCAGUCGCAUCAACGAGGACGCGAACGCCUUCACCACGCACCUCUUUCCAGACCUGGUAGGCCGAGACACCCAUAUUCUCGGUGAGUCUUUCGGAUCGUCCCUAACCCCCGUCGGCGAGACGUAUCUAUUGGACAGAUCAAUCCCGGGACCGCAGGUCAAGCUCGAUGUCAAAAGCAUUGCCCUCACCAGCCCUUUUGUGGACGUCGGCUUUUCGAGCCCGAGCUUGAGGCUUGCAUCAAGAUCAAUCACAUGUGGUACCUUCCUGAGAGAAAUAUCGUGCACCGUAAGUACCACUACCGAGACUGUUCCCGGCGAAUACAAUGAAGACGACGAUCCUCUUGUCUCAGUGGAAAAACCCUGCUACAGCUUUCCGACGUGUUCGCCGUGGGUGGCCACCGUGGAAAAAUAUUUGAAUGAUCCCGGCCUUCAGGCAAGGCUCGGCUUGCAAGAUAAGGUCCCCGUCGACUUCCACGUCAUGGACAUGGACAUCAAUGCGGCUUUCAGUUCUUCCAUGACGAGGUCAAACCUCUCCCGCGUCACCUAUCUAUUGGAGGACACGCCUACCCGUGUGCUCUUGCGCAGUGGAAGACUGGAUCCCGACGCGAAUGGAGGCAGUGGACCGUCCAGGAUAUGGACGGCGUGUCGACGGGGCGGAAAAAUCAAGAACUCGACCGGCCUCACGUUUGUCACGUUUGAGAACGCCGGCCACAUGGUCCCAGGAGACGAUUCUGCCGGCGCUUCUGCCGCCCUUUCCGAAUGGUUGAGCUCAUGA
Exophiala spinifera is the source of this 798-nucleotide messenger RNA. RefSeq lists its product as uncharacterized. Lineage: Eukaryota; Fungi; Ascomycota; Eurotiomycetes; Chaetothyriales; Herpotrichiellaceae. Gene Ontology annotation, molecular function: serine-type carboxypeptidase activity. Gene Ontology annotation, biological process: proteolysis. The transcript has 3 exons. The record is from RefSeq and is a predicted model, not a curated record. The coding region runs from base 1 to 798 and encodes 265 amino acids.